Molecule: messenger RNA, 1377 nt
Organism: Ixodes scapularis (black-legged tick)
Lineage: Eukaryota; Metazoa; Arthropoda; Arachnida; Ixodida; Ixodidae
Product: monocarboxylate transporter 12
Exons: 5
Coding region: 1-1377 (458 amino acids)
Biological process (GO): transmembrane transport
Molecular function (GO): monocarboxylic acid transmembrane transporter activity
Source: RefSeq, a predicted model, not a curated record
AUGAACGUUGAGGGAGUGAAAAUGUGCACGCCUCUGAAAACAAACAAGGAGAAGAAAAAAGGAGCAGCAGUCGACACCUGUUGGCACGUAGCCGCACUGGGAUUCCUGGUUAUCUUUCUUGGCACAGCAGCUCAGUCAAACUCCGCCUUUUUCUACGUGGGUUUUAUGGAGCAAUUCGGCGUCAACAGGGAGACUGCUACCUGGCCCGGCAGCAUAGGAACGGCGUUUUCUCACUUGGCUGCUAUUUUCGUGGCACUGUUUCAACGGAAAGUAUCACUUUUCACGAUAUUUCUUCUGGGAGCUUUGUUCAUCUGGUCAGGAAUUGUGGCAUCCGCAUUUGUUCCCACCAUGGCAUGGAUGACGGUGACCUUCGGCGUUAUUCAAGGUCUGGGAUCUGGUGUUAUUUCAUUGACGUAUAGUAUACUCCUUGCUAUGUAUUUUGACAAGUACAGAGGCUUAACAUCAGGAAUGAAGUUUGCUGGAGGAUCAUUGGGCGGUCUGGUUUUUCCCAAGUUUCUUUCCUACUUACAAAAUGAAUACGCCUUUCGUGGUACGCUUCUAAUCUUCGGCGGCAUCACUAUGCACCUUUCGGCCAUCGGUAUUUUGGUCAAGGAACCACCGUGGACGUCCUUGAUAAAAAACGAUGAGGGUGCGCGGAAUGCAACUGAGGAAGGUUCGUCGAAAAUACAGAAAAUCUCGGCUGAUUUCGAACAACUCCAACAAGCUUCAACGACCCCUGCCCAAAAGCAAGUCAAGAAACAUCGUCCGGCACUGAAGCUGUUACGUAAUCCCAUGCUUUGGGUUGUUGUCUCAGUGGUAGUGGUGACAGACUUGACAGGAUCUGCGUUUGUCACCACUCUGGUAGACUACGCACUAGACAAAGGUUUGUCGAUUGAAGAUGCAGAAUCCCUCAUCAUGUACGGGUCUUGCAGCCAACUUAUUGGGCGGUUGUUCCUUCCCCUUAUGGCGGACAGGAGAUUCUUUCGACGUAGCACCUUAGUUUUGGCGAGCUUUUUUAUAUGGGGAUGUUCAGUGAUUGCGAUGUCGUAUGCCACGCUUCGUGUGCACAUAAUUCUUCUGUGCUUGAGCGUGUAUCUCGUCUACGGAUGUCUGCAACCUAUGAGGAGCGUCCUCAUGGCAGACUACAUUGGUGUCCAAUGGAUCUCAACAUGCUACGGGCUCUCAGGGUUGUUCUUGUUGCCUCUCACGUUAUGCAGUCCAUCAAUAACAGGUUUUUUUAGGGACUUUCAUGGAAGUUACGACGGCCUGUACAUGCUUCACGGCGGAAUACAGCUGGCAGCUUCGGCCCUUUUCCUCGCUGUUGUCUGUGUUGAAAGAAGGAACAGAAAAACAUGGACGCUAAGUGACACAACCUGA